Sceloporus undulatus (fence lizard) is the source of this 1490-nucleotide messenger RNA. It is a transcript of the gene ACTL9, whose product is annotated as actin like 9. The coding region runs from base 89 to 1402 and encodes 437 amino acids. Gene Ontology annotation, biological process: cell motility; axonogenesis. Gene Ontology annotation, molecular function: nucleosomal DNA binding; protein kinase binding. NCBI's taxonomy places the organism in Eukaryota, Metazoa, Chordata, Lepidosauria, Squamata, Phrynosomatidae. Gene Ontology annotation, cellular component: membrane; cytoplasm; axon. The record is from RefSeq and is a predicted model, not a curated record. The transcript has a single exon.
CUUCAGUGCUCCUCUCCAUCCACUCUGAUGUUGCAGACCACAGGUUGAGCUUGUGGAUCAGAAGCCCGUAGAUCCCCUUGUUACCAAAAUGUCGAGUCCGGGUCCUAUGCGGCCAAAAAGCUCGGGGUCAUCACGUUCCAAAAGUCCUAAGCCAAGACUGGUCAGCCCAGGACAUAUGAGAACAAGGACUCCUUCUCCAGGAUACAAUGUAGGCGCAUCUGGAUCUCGGAGCUCUUCCCGUGAAAGAAGUUCGGUUCGGGCUCGGUCCAAGACCCCCAAACGAGGCCGUACGGUCAAGACGGGAGCGGUUGUGAUUGACACCGGGACCGGCACAUGCAAAGCUGGGUUUGCGGGUCAACAGACCCCUGAAGUGUACGUCGGGACAUUGGUUGGACACCCGACGGAGAAGUCUAUGAGGACCAGAAGAGACAGGCCAGAUACGUUUGUUGGAGAUCAGGCUCGGCUGGAAUCCGAUCUGGAGCUCAUUUUGCCCGUAAGACACGGAAUCAUCGUCGACUGGGACGCAGCCGAAACCCUUUGGAGGCACCUCUUCCACGAGCUCAAUGUCCACCCAGAAGACCAUGCCCUUCUCAUGUCUGAUCCUCCCCUCUGUCCAACCACAAACAGAGAGAAACUGGUGGAGGUGGUCUUUGAAUCGCUCAACUCCCCAGGGAUGUACGUGGCCUACCAGUCGGUGUUGUCCGUCUAUGCCCAUGGCAAAAUUAGUGGGCUUGUGGUAGACACAGGCCACGCCGUGACCCACACUGUGCCCGUCCACCAAGGGUACAACCUGCCACAUGCUACGGAAAGGAUGGACAUAGCUGGGAUCAACAUGACAUCCUUUUUGAUGGACCUCUUAAGGGACAUGGGGCAUUACUUUGACGACAGGAUGCUGGAUGUUAUUGAAGACAUCAAGCACAAGUGCUGUUAUGUUGCCUUGGAUUUCGAUAGCGAAUGGACCCGUCCCAAGAGGGACUACAUGAUGGACUACCAGUUGCCCGAUGGCCAGAUGAUCACUUUAGGAAAAGAGAGGUUCCAAUGUCCAGAGAUAUUGUUUCACCCGCCGCAGACCCCUGGACUUUCUCUUCAAGGAGUCCAUGGGAUGGCCCAAAAAAGUCUGCGGAAAGUCCCCGAAGAAUCCAGAAAGGAAAUGUAUGAAAACAUUCUUUUGUGCGGAGGGUCCUCCCUCUUCGAGGGCUUUGAAAAGAGGUUUACGCAUGACAUCAUGACAGGCGUGGCCACCAACACCAAAGUGAAAGUCACAGCCAUCCCCUUGAGGCAAUACUCCGUCUGGACGGGAGGGUCCAUUUUGGCCUCCCUGAAAAAUUUCCAGCCGUGUUGGGUCAGGAGAGAGCAAUACCAGGAGCAUGGCCCGUACAUCGUCCACCGGAAAUGCUACUGAGCGGGGAAGGCUGGGCAUCGUUCCUUAUCACUCAGGGUUGACAGGGUGAGGGGAAGGAGCCAGAAAUAAAUCAGCAUGUUUGCACAGA